GACGUUUUCGCGGUGAUUGACCAAUCGCUGAACAGCGAAGCGAGUUUGAGGCGAUCGCGCAAGAAAUUUAAACAAGAAUGGUGAACAGUGUAUGACGAGAUAAUUCCACACUACACAAGCUCUAACAAUGGAAGCAAAGGAGAUGACCAGUGAUAGAGAGCGAAAACCUUUGGCAACAAAGAAUGGAUUAAGCAGACUUCCUAUGCCAGGGAGUCGUCUAAAGCCCCCUCAAACUAUCAAAAGAGCACGUAGCCCCAGCGAUGAAGAGCUUCCAGUUAAAAAGUCUAAACUGGAGCCAGCGGAGGUUUCCAACACAGAAAACCUCUCUGCCAACAAUGUCUUCUCAGCAAGAUCCUCUUCAUCUAGCGUAUCAGAUGUACAACCAGUCAAGCUAAAACCAGGCCAUCCUGUUCCUGUUAGACCAUCUGCUCGAGUCAAUGUCAGCCUUGCAAGCACAAGAUCCGCUCUGCCCAGCAAGAAGACUGUGGGGUCUUUUGCUUCAAGACAUCCCACUUCUUCCUCAGCAAAACCAGUGGGUUCAAAAGCACCUGCCAAGACAUCUCACAAAGGUCCCAUCAAUGGUGGAUUAGGUGCUAAUGCUGGGAAAACUGGCUCCAACUCUUCAUCAGGGGUGGGAAAGAAGCGGCCAGCAUGGGACUUAAAGGGUCGACUGCAAGACAUGGAAUCUGUGCUGAGCCAACGAGAAGCCAGUGCAAGCAGUCUGCAAUCUCAGCUGGAGUCAUAUAACCAGCGUAUUGCUCAUCUUGAGCAGCAGAAGGAACAGUUGUCUGGAGAUGUUGCUCGCCGUGAUGAGCUGUCACAGGUAGUUAGCCGGGAGAAUGCAGAGCUACAAAGACAACUAAGGGACUGCCAGGAGGAGAUGGCUACAGCAUGCAGGAAACUUCAGCGGGAAAUUGAGGAUUUGACAUUCAGUAAAUCAUGUCUUGAGCGACAGUAUGCUACCCUUGAGGGAGAACUCAAUGUGGCUAGGACAGAAGUAUCAAGACUCAAGUUAUCUAUAGCACAGCUUACCUCUUCACAAGCGUUGGUCAAUGCGGAGUUGGAAACUACCAAGCUAUCCCUUGACCAAGCAUUCAGAGACAUUCAUGCCCGUGAUGAGGAGAUCCGACAGCUAAGGUUGGAACUAGCUGGACGUGAUGCCACCAUUGAUGAGAACAACCAAAAAAUUAGGGAGCAUGAGACCAUGAGACGCAAACUACACAACACCAUUCAGGAACUUAAGGGCAAUAUUCGAGUGUUUUGCCGAGUCCGCCCACUUCUUGGUGAAGAGAGUCUUUGUACAGACGGUGUCAUUCAUCACAUGAGCUUUCCUGAUCCUGAAGGUCGUGUGCUGGAGUUGGAUAGGAUGGCAGAGAUGUCAAUGAAUGAGAGCACGUUGUUAGCAAGUCGCCGUGGAAACAAUAAAUAUGAAUUCUGCUUUGACCGAGUCUUUCAACCUGAAUCGUCACAGGCAGAAGUGUUUGAAGAAAUAUCUCAACUAGUCCAGAGUGCCCUGGAUGGUUAUAAUGUGUGCAUUUUUGCCUAUGGUCAAACGGGGUCAGGCAAAACAUAUACCAUGGAGGGAGGGAGGGAUGAUGCUACCGUGGGAAUGAUUCCUCGUGCUGUCAGUCAGAUUUUCAAAUCAGCGGCUGAACUUGAAGACAGAGGUUGGAAGUACAAGUUUCAGGCAUCAUUUGUGGAAAUCUACAAUGAGACCCUCCGAGACCUUCUCGGCAACCAUAAAGAAGAUACAAAGCUUGAAAUUAAACUAACUGGCAAGGAUAAUGCUGUCACAGUCACAAACCUAACUACAGUCACAGUCAGCUCUGAAGACCAGAUUCACAGACUUCUACAUAAAGCCAGUCUCCAACGAUCAGUAGCAGAGACAAAAUGCAACGAGAGAUCAUCACGCAGUCAUUCUGUCUUCCAGCUAAAUCUGGCAGGCAGCAACUCCAUCACCAUGGAGUCCUGUCAGGGCACCUUGAACCUAGUUGACCUUGCCGGAAGUGAGCGUCUGAAAGACUCUGGUUCCGAGGGCCAGCGAUUGAAAGAGACACAAGCCAUUAAUAAAAGUUUAAGCUGUCUGGGAAAUGUUAUCAUGGCACUAGGCAACAAGGACAGCUAUAUCCCUUAUAGGAACAGCAAACUGACCUAUUUGCUGCAGAACUCCCUGGGAGGCAACAGCAAGACUCUCAUGUUUGUGAACAUUUCACCAAAAGAAGAAAAUUUUUCUGAAACUCUCAACUCCCUCCGGUUUGCAACAAAGGUGAACCAGUGCAACAUAGGUACAGCACAAAAGAGGAGCAAAUGAUGCCAAACACAACCAUCGCAGGCCAAGGAAAAAAAGACUAUUGUUUAUAAUGUUCAUAAUAAUUUUAGACACGAAUGAAGGUACAAAAAGAAGAAAAAUGUAUAUAUUUUUACAUAUUUUACAUUCAAUAUAAAAUUUUCUUGUAGUCAUUGACUCUGAACUCCUUCAGCAUACAUUUGUAGUUUCAGGUUUCUGAUGCCAUCCAUACAGCAGCCAGUGGUAAAGGGCACAGACUGUAUCUUGCUUUGUGGCUAAGAAAUAGAACAAACUGUAUUCUGUAGUACAAGUUUUGGGACAAAUUAAAGUAAUAAUGAGAUGGCA
This is a messenger RNA of Pomacea canaliculata, 2632 nucleotides long. RefSeq names its product carboxy-terminal kinesin 2-like. The coding region runs from base 128 to 2311 and encodes 727 amino acids. Gene Ontology annotation, biological process: microtubule-based movement. The transcript is spliced from 17 exons. The record is from RefSeq and is a predicted model, not a curated record. Gene Ontology annotation, molecular function: microtubule binding; microtubule motor activity; ATP binding. Lineage: Eukaryota; Metazoa; Mollusca; Gastropoda; Architaenioglossa; Ampullariidae.